CAUAAUUUUCUAAAAUUUAGAGCACAAAAAAAAACAAAAAUGGUUUCAAACGUCAAAAAUCGUUUGUUAAUAGUGCUUUUACUUGGUUUUGUCGUUCUUGCAUCAUCUACAAGGUUUAGUUCGAAGGUUACAAGUAGCCAAAUCAACACCAUCUGCACACGUAGUGAGCUUGAUGCUUCAUUCUGCUUUAAAUUGUUGAAAUCGUCCCCAAAAAUUGCAGCACUGGAUCCUGCUGGCCUUGUCAAAUAUUUAGUCAACUAUGAUUCUCCAAAACUUUUAGAUAUGCUGAAGCAAUUCCAGUCGCUCUUCAACAGCACCACCGAUCGCAGCGCUAAAGGUUCCUAUCAUGUAUGCGUAGAAACGUUUGACAAAGCUACUAGUUGUCGUGAUGACGCCUUCACAGAUUUGGGAUAUAAGGACUAUUUCGAAUUUCAAGAGGACGUUCAAUGUAUAAAAGACAAUGCGGAUGAGUGUGAAAUGGAGCUGUCAACUUUCAAACCUAACCCACAACUCGUCAAACAAGUUUCUAAUGUCAAAAAACUUUCUCAUAUAAUUAUGGUUAUUGUGCAAUCUUUUCUGCAAAAAUAAGAGGAAAAUAACGUUUAUGUAAGUUUCGGGAUUGUGUUGUUAUUGAAAACAAAGUUAUAAAGAAAAA
Molecule: messenger RNA, 655 nt
Organism: Capsella rubella
Lineage: Eukaryota; Viridiplantae; Streptophyta; Magnoliopsida; Brassicales; Brassicaceae
Exons: 1
Coding region: 40-588 (182 amino acids)
Biological process (GO): negative regulation of catalytic activity
Molecular function (GO): pectinesterase inhibitor activity
Source: RefSeq, a predicted model, not a curated record